UUCUCAAAGGGCUCGAAGCUCAUCAUACCGAAUGGAAAGACGCCUUCGUUAACUACUGGCAACUCAAGAACAUAUCAAGAAGAUCAAGCUCGCCAGAAAAAAUCACAAACCCCAUGACCACCUCAACCCCGACUUCGGUCGCUCCAUUUUCGAUCCCAUUCGCUUCAUCGCCAACCAAUUCUCAAACAAUCUCUUCGGUCAAGACAACAGAGCCAGUAUCAUGCAGGUGAAGAGCAAAGUAAUGGAAGACGGAGAUGAAGAAGUAUACCAGACUGAGCUUGCUCAAUUGUUCUCUGAAGAAGAUGAGGUGAAGGCGUUUUUUGAGAGAUUGGAUGAAGAGCUAAACAAGGUGAACCAAUUUUACAGGACAAAAGAGACUGAAUUUUUGGAGAGGGGAGACAUUCUCAACAAGCAACUGGAAAUACUUGUAGACCUCAAACGAGUUCUCGGCGACUGGCGGCGGAAGCCUACUAAUGGAAUUCUUCCUCGUUCGUGGUCGUCUUCUGCUCGGAACUCUGAUUUUUCUGAGAGCCAAGCUUCAUUGAGUGAAGCUCCCACUGAAUCAACACAAACGGAUGAUGUGAUAGCAGCACUAGAGAGAAAUGGUGUGAGUUUUAUUAAUGCUACAACGAGGUCAAAAACAAAAAAGGGGAAGCCUAAAAUGGCGAUGAGGAUUGACAUUCCAGCUGAAACACCAACACGAACAAUUUCAGCUGUUACAUCCGUGCUAUGGGAAGAUUUAGUCAAUAACCCUAAAAAAGAAGGGCCGGGAGAUAUCAUUAAUAGGAAGAAGAUCCAGUGUGCUGAGAAGAAGAUUAGAGGAGCUUUUGUGGAGCUCUAUAGAGGUCUUGGCCUUCUCAAAACUUACAGCUCGCUCAAUAUGGUGGCAUUUACAAAAAUACUGAAGAAAUUCGACAAGGUAUCAAACCAGAAGGCAUCCGCAAGUUAUCUACAAGUAGUAAAGAGGUCUUAUUUCAUUAGUUCCGAUAAGGUGGUUAGACUAAUGGAUGAAGUGGAGUCCAUAUUCACAAAGCACUUCGCCAACAGUGACAGGAAAAAGGCAAUGAAAUUCUUGAGACCCCAACAACAGAAGGACUCUCACAUGGUCACCUUUUUUGUUGGGUUGUUCACCGGUUGUUUUGUAUCACUAUUUAGCGUAUACGCAAUAUUGGCUCAUUUGUCUGGUAUUUUUUCCGCUAGCACAGAAGUGGCUUACAUGGAAACAGUCUACCCAGUUUUCAGUGUGUUUGCAUUGUUAUGCUUGCACUUGUUUAUGUAUGGAUGCAACUUGUUCAUGUGGAAGAGUACGAGGAUCAACUGCAACUUCAUUUUCGAAUUUUCACCAAGCACUGCACUCAAAAACAGAGAUGCAUUUCUCCUUUGCACCACUUUCAUGACUGCUGUGGUUGGGGCAAUGGUUGUUCAUCUUCUCUUACGAGCUAGCGGCUUUUUACCGAGCCAAGUUGAUGCCAUUCCUGGAAUUCUCCUUCUGAUUUCAUGUUGCCUGCUCGUAUGUCCAUUUGACAUUUUCUAUCGCCCCACACGCUAUUGUUUCCUUCGAAUUAUGCGUAACAUAAUCUGCUCACCAUUUUAUAAGGUUUUGAUGGUAGACUUUUUCAUGGCUGACCAACUCACUAGCCAGAUUCCAUUGUUGAGACACUUGGAAUCCACAGCAUGCUACUUUCUUGCUGGAAGUUUCAAGACACACGAAUAUGAAACCUGCAAUAAUGGAAGACUAUACAGGGAACUAGCUUAUGUCAUAUCGUUUUUGCCAUAUUAUUGGCGUGCAAUGCAGUGUGCACGGCGAUGGUUCGAUGAAAGUGAUGUUAACCAUUUAGCUAACAUGGGGAAGUACGUUUCAGCCAUGGUGGCAGCCGGUGCCAGGAUAACCUACAAUAGGCAGAGCAACCACCUAUGGUUUGGCAUAGUCUUGGUGACUUCAGUGGUGGCUACAAUUUAUCAAUUAUACUGGGAUUUUGUCAAGGAUUGGGGACUCUUGAACCCAAAAUCCAAGAACCUUUGGCUCAGAGAUGACUUGAUUCUCAAGAGCAAAAGCAUCUACUAUAUGUCCAUUGGCUUGAAUGUGGUUCUAAGAAUUGUUUGGGUGGAGACUGUGAUACGUUUCCGUAUUAGCAAUGUUGAGGGGCGCAUGCUAGAUUUUUUCAUGGCUUCAUUAGAAGUUAUUCGACGAGGGCAUUGGAAUUUUUACAGGUUGGAGAAUGAACAUCUGAGCAAUGUUGGGAAGUUCAGGGCAGUGAAGGCAGUUCCUUUACCAUUUCGCGAGACAGAUUCGGACAGCUGAUGAGCUGUCUUAUUAAUAAAUGUAUAGAAGUACUUAAUGGCUGACAGAGCAGGGAGGUUAUAUUUUGCAAGAGGGAUCCACAUUUUAUUAUAACAAUGUGGGAGAUCUCUCUGCCAUUCAUCAAAAUCAUCACAGAUUCGAUCGGCUCCAUUGUCAAUUGUAAAGCUCCAAGUGUAGCAAAUAAAUUAAGCAGCAUAUAUGCUUGUAAAUUUGGCCCUGUAACUUGGAUAUAAUCGUCAACAUCCCACAUCAUAAUUGGGGUUGAUUUCUAAGAAUCAAAUAUUAUAAGAGCAUCAGAUUACUAGAUUGCUUUUCACAA
Molecule: messenger RNA, 2621 nt
Organism: Pistacia vera
Lineage: Eukaryota; Viridiplantae; Streptophyta; Magnoliopsida; Sapindales; Anacardiaceae
Product: phosphate transporter PHO1
Exons: 15
Coding region: 221-2302 (693 amino acids)
Biological process (GO): phosphate ion transport; cellular response to phosphate starvation
Cellular component (GO): plasma membrane; trans-Golgi network; cytoplasm
Molecular function (GO): inositol hexakisphosphate binding
Source: RefSeq, a predicted model, not a curated record